Trichomonas vaginalis G3 is the source of this 768-nucleotide messenger RNA. Its product is annotated as ribonuclease H-like family. The annotation marks the transcript as partial. The record is from RefSeq and is a predicted model, not a curated record. NCBI's taxonomy places the organism in Eukaryota, Parabasalia, Trichomonadida, Trichomonadidae. The transcript has a single exon.
AUGUUCACAAUAUAUCAAAUGAUGAACAAAUACAAACAACUUCAGUCAGCUAAUAUCAAUCCGGAAAAACUUGCUGACAAAUUAUAUAAGCCUAUUACACGUGAUGAGAUCCGAAAUAGAAUGAUUGCUAUUGCUAACAGCAUACACCUUGCUAAAGUUCUCGAAUUCGCCAAAAAAGCAUACACUUGUGUCGCCAUCGAUGAAGGCAAGACAUAUGAUUACCACAAUCUUGAUUUUGUCUUAACAAAUCCGUUGGAGCAAAUGAAGCCAUACCCAGUAGAGGCGAUAGAUAUGAAGGAUGGCCAGACAAGUCAGGAUUAUAAAUCCGCAAUAACAGCAGGAUUUAACAGAAUUGACAUUAGGAAAGUCAAGAUAGGUAGUGUGGUAGUUGACGGAGGACCAGCACAGUUAAAAUGCUUCAAAGAUACUUGGAAUGAUUCAUUCUAUCAUGACAGAGAUCCAAAAUACUACAAGAUAUUGCUUAUUCCCUGUUUGUGUCACAGAAUCCACAACAGCUAUCAAUAUAUUGCUGGCAAGAACAACCAGUUACAAAGUUUAGUAAAGGAUGUGCACAGAAUUGCAGAACUUUGUCGCAUUCAUGCUGACGAUAUAGGUGCACAAUGUCCACAGCAUGUAUCCACCAGAUGGAUAUAUGACUAUAAUAUAUGUGUCUUUAUUCUUAAGUACGAAAACAAAAUCAAGCAAUAUAUAAAUGUAGAUCACGAUAAAAUCGUACAAUUGAAAGAUUGUUUAGCUGUUCUUAAAAAG